This is a messenger RNA of Maylandia zebra (zebra mbuna), 3136 nucleotides long. Its product is annotated as cysteine protease atg4da. Gene Ontology annotation, biological process: piecemeal microautophagy of the nucleus; protein delipidation; aggrephagy. The record is from RefSeq and is a predicted model, not a curated record. Gene Ontology annotation, cellular component: cytoplasm. Lineage: Eukaryota; Metazoa; Chordata; Actinopteri; Cichliformes; Cichlidae. Gene Ontology annotation, molecular function: protein-phosphatidylethanolamide deconjugating activity; cysteine-type endopeptidase activity.
CUUCACUUGACUGCUGCUGUUCGAAGACCGAGCAAAACUGAGCCCAACAAAACGAAAACAGACCGGCACACUUCAUUCACAUUUGUUCACGGACUCAUUCUUAUCACCGGAGGUAGAAUGACACUACCGAAAUGAUGGCUGCUGUGAUGACAAUGAGCAAUUCUUCUUGCUCCAUCGUGGUCAUCUCUACAUGUUAUGAAGCCUAGCACCACCUCUGCUCAGUUUGUGGGUCAGUCUACUGCUGAUGACCUCAUGGAUGAUUGGGUCUUUUUCUCUACUGAAUCAGCUGUUUCCCAGGGCCUAGAAGACAGCAGGGAUGACCAGGAGGCAGAGGACAAAGGCAGAUUCAAAGACAAGUUGGUCUCAGCAUGGAACAGCGUCAAAUAUGGCUGGACCUUGAAGCAAAAAUCUAAAUUUAGCAAGCGCUCUCCUGUGUUCAUGCUGGGGAAAUCCUAUGAGCUCAAAGAUGAAGUAGAUCAACAGCAUUUCCGUUGGUGCUUUGCAUCGCUCCUGUGGUUUACAUACAGACGAGGUUUCCGUCCGCUCCCCGGCUCCUCUCUGACCACCGACAGCGGUUGGGGUUGUGUUCUACGCUCCAGCCAGAUGCUGCUGGCACAGGGCCUGCUACUGCAUCUGAUGUCACCAGGUUGCACCUGGUCUGGGAACCAACGUGUUGUCAAAGAUGACAUGGACCUGAUGCACUCUGUGAACGAUGGAUUUAGUUCGAGUGAAAGGGAAAGCAAGAGAAGUCGACAUUUGAGCUGGGGGUCCAUCCUGGAUAGACCCGUGGAGAGUACACACAGAAGGAUUUUACGCUGGUUUGCAGACAACCCCACAGCUCCCUUUGGCAUACAUCGGCUUGUAGAACUGGGCAAAAGCUCAGGGAAGAAGGCUGGGGACUGGUAUGGUCCAUCCAUUGCGGCACAUAUCCUCCGGAAAGCUGUGGAAGCUGCAGUAGUGGACCUUCCCAAUCUAGUUGUGUAUGUAGCACAAGAUUGCACCAUCUACCUGCAGGAUGUGAGGAAGUUGUGCGAACGGCCUCUCCCUCAGCACUGGAAAUCUGUCCUCAUCCUGGUUCCUGUGCGUCUUGGCGGGCAAGAUCUCAAUCCGUCCUACAUCACCAGUGUCAAAAAACUCUUGAUGUUGGAGUGCUGCAUCGGGAUCAUUGGCGGCAAACCAAAGCACUCUUUGUUCUUUGUUGGCUUCCAGGAUGACCAUCUGCUGUACUUGGACCCUCACUACUGUCAGCCCACAGUGGAUGUAACAAAUAACUUUCCCUUGGAGUCGUUUCACUGUAAGAAUCCCAGGAAAAUGCCUUUCUCUCGCAUGGACCCCAGCUGCACCAUCGGAUUUUAUGCAAAAGGACAAAUGGAGUUUGAGUCGUUGUGCGCAAGUGUUAAUGAGGCUGUGUCAGCAUCUGCAGAGACAUAUCCCAUGUUUAUAUUUGAAGAAGGAAAAACACGGGAGGAAGCGAGAGCAAACACGCCCACGCACAGCGUCACCUUCCUACAGAGGAAGACCCAACUGGGAAGAGUCGAUACAAACAACAGCAUGGAUGAGUUUGUUCUAUUGUAAACAUAAAAAGAUCAUCUCUGCCCUGAUGGAGGUCCUUCACUGAAUUUUCAACAUAGCAUUUUGCACCUUUUGGAAAUUACUGAGCAUAAGAACAUUGUCCUCAUCAUUCACACACAGUGAGGUAGAUGGACUCCUAAGUAGUUUCAUGGGAAGUGUUUAUGCAUCAGUACUGAGAAUUUUAUAUUUUAUUGCAGUUUGUAUUUAUUUUUUUUAUGUUUUAGAGGUAAAUGCUUUAAUAAUUUCAUCAACUCUCGUCAUUCUAAUUGACUUGAGAUUGGCCAAAUAUCCAUGAGGUCAUGGCCCUGUGUGCUACACUUCAAGUCGACUGUGAUUGAUUUCGCACAAGUGAAUAGAUUAAUUUUUUUCUUGAAUGGGUUUUAAAAAGUUACUCUCACUGGAAAAUGACGAUUUACUGAAAAUGUUACAGGUUGGCUGGUUUUUUGCUGUCUAAAUAAACAGAUUAGGAAUGACAAAAUUAAUUUAUGAAAAAGAAAUAAGUAUUCACUGUAGUGCACUCUUACUUUAACUACUGCAUUUCCUGUUGGUACUGACCUUAUGAAAACAUCAGGCUUGAUUGAGAAGAGGAGCGAGAACAAAAAAAAAAAGAUUGCCAUGAAAGAAUAAUUGUUUUCAGUCUCAGUGAUGAUUAUAUAGUUCAGUUCACAACGAUGGUCAACUCAUGGAGCUUUAAAAUGUAAUAUAUUACCCCACAAUAAGAGAGACCUACAAUGAUAUGACCAUCCUUGAUAAGCAACUGGUUAGUGAUGGUACGGAGGUAAAACUCCCCUUUAACAGGAAGAAGCUUCCCACAGAACCAGGAUCAUCUUGGGGCAGCCAUCUGAAACAACCAUGUUUGGUCAGGGGGAAGAGAGUGUUUUGGUCAAAAGGAGGAAAAAAUGUCUGCAUGUCAGGAUGUAUCUGAUUAAUGCGUUUUUGUCCCCCUCAUCUUUUCUAAGCAGCCAUCGUGACAAUGUUGACUCAGUCCCUUGCAUGUAAUGCAAUACAAACGGUACUAAAGUUCAGGUAGUAAUGGUUGCUCAGAAUCCUUGCUGUUUUUCAGUUUGCUUCCCCUGUAUGUGAUAACCCAGGUCAUCAGUCUUCCGGAGGGGGCCUCCAGUUCCCUCAGGUGGCACCUUUACUAGCCACAAAUUUCCAUUUCAGUCUGUCCUGGAAGGUCUCAGGAGAGCAGAGCAUACCUGUGCUGCCUUCUCCAAGAACUUGGAGAAAAACCUAGCCAACACAUUGAUUCUGUCCUUCAGUAAAAAGGAGCAUGUGUUGAUGUGAACGUAGGCCAUUUCUUGGUUCAGCUUCAACUGCACCCCAAUGAGUGCAUGAGGCUUAAAAUAAAAUAAAACACUUUUGUAUUGAUUAUGUUAUAGUUGAAAUAAUGGAUAUUUAUGGAUUCUGAUGCAGUCUUCUCUUACUUUACAGUGACUGCAUGGAUGUUUGACAAAAAGACAAGUUAUAUUUGGGUAUAGUUUGUACAGCUGCAAAGAGUGAAACUACACCAAAGUGGGGGAGUUAAAACAGAGCGGUAACCUCAAGAUCCCUGUAAAACCUA